AUGUUCUUCUCUCACGCUGCUAUUGCCCUCUUCGCCACGGGCCUUACUUCCGCCGCUCCGGUCAUGGAGAAGCGUGAUGGCCCAACUGAUGCUGAUAUCCUCAACUAUGCCCUUACCCUGGAGCAUCUCGAGGACACCUUUUACCGUCAAGGCUUGGCCCAGUUCUCUCAGCAGCAAUUUGCUGAUGCCGGCUUUGAUUCCGACUUCUAUAAUAACCUGAAUGAGAUUAGUCAAGACGAGAGCGACCACGUCAACUUUCUCACCACUGCUCUCAAGGGUGCUGGCGCGACUCCUGUUGAUGCCUGCCAAUACAACUUUGGUUACACUGAUGUCAAGACUUUCCUCCAGACCGCCUCAAUCCUUGAGGGUGUUGGUGUUUCUGCAUACCUUGGAGCUGCCGCCGACAUCAUGAACAAGGGAUACCUAACCGCCGCGGGCUCUAUCCUGACAGUUGAAUCGCGUCACUCGGCGUAUCUUCGCGCCAACCUGGACCAGUCCCCCUUCCCUCAACCCUUUGACACUCCCCUUACCCUCGAUGAAGUCUACUCUUUGGCUUCGCAGUUCAUCGUGUCCUGCCCGGCGAGCAACCCGCCUCUGCCGGUCAAGGCCUUCCCCAAGCUCACCUUGGCUCCCUCUACCACGAUGCCCGUCACGACUGGUAACACCAUCACUCUAUUGACUCCCAACUACGUUAUCCAGGCUCCUAGUGGGGGUAAGGUUUAUGCUGCCUUCAUUGCCGUCACCGGACCUACGUUUGUUGAAGCAAUGCCUGUCGACGGCGGUUUUACUGUGGUUGUACCUAGCGGCUUUGCGGGCCAGACUUACGUCGUCCUUACUGGUUGCAACGAGUCUGUCACUGAUGAUACCGUCGCUGCUGGACCUGCCAUCAUUGAGAUCUCUUAA
Molecule: messenger RNA, 903 nt
Organism: Clonostachys byssicola
Lineage: Eukaryota; Fungi; Ascomycota; Sordariomycetes; Hypocreales; Bionectriaceae
Source: the annotation of a GenBank genome assembly